AUUUGAUACAAUGCCAUAGGGUGUUCUAAGGAGCAUAAUUAGUUUGCUGUUAAAUAGGCAAAUGUAUAAUUCUUUUAUACAUCUAUGGAUAGGCAGAUAGAUGGCAAGACUAGAAAGACAGCUGCCUUUUGCAAAACGUAGCACAGAUAAUUUCAUUAAAUAAUUUCAUAAUCUACUCAAAACCUCAGGAGGCUUGGGGAUUGCUCCCAGCCUGUCAGCCCAGCCUCUGGAAAAACUCUUUCUCUAGACUAGUUUUUGUCAGAAAGAUUGUAUGUAAAUUAUAUAUUUAACAAUAUUUGACACAGUUCUUUAUUUUUAAGGAUGUUAGAUCCAUCCUGGAUUAGAUAUUUUUCCUAAUUACAUUAAUAUUUAGAAGCUGACUGUUACCUAUAUAAUUGAAAUAAAACCUAGUAGGGAUGUGGAACAAUGGAAAGGCUUUAGGACUUUCUGUCAUUGGUUCUUGCUCAGCUCUGUUCUGUAUCAGCUUAUCUUUAAAAUAAUUAUCUCUGAAUUAGCCACUCAAGAAAGAUGUCCAGAAAGAUGACUGUGGCACAUUUUACAAAUUUCUGGAAAUUGAAAUGAAACUGUGACUCACAGAAACAAUUGUUGUCUGAUGGUUUGGGUGUUUUUUUGCAAAGUUGAGUGUAUUUACGAAGAGGAAAUCUGGAGAAGAAUAUCCAUUACUAAAUGCAAUUAAAGGGGAGGAAAAAACAACAGCAACUCACUGCAGUUCUUGUAAAGAGCUCUGCUAAGCCUCUGGGAAUCGAAGCCACUGAUGCUUCUGGUUCCAGAAUUGUUCUUAAUUAUCUUAUUGCUCUAUUCUCUGUUCUUCUAGUGAACUUCCCUUGAUUCUAAAAAUCAGCACAUGCCACACUUUUGCAGACAAAUGAAGUGGAGAAGCAAACUCUGAGGGCUUCUCAAUCCAGGCACCCUGGAGGAGGAAUAUCUGGCACCAAAUUCCUGUAGAUCAGUGGGUGCCUACUGAGACUGGACUAUUUUUUGGAAGACAGGAUUUUUGUCAGUAUUUACUGCCUGCUCAUCAUGUCUUCAAUUCUUGGGAAGAUGAAGAAAUUUGGCAGUUUUGACAUGGAGGAAUCUGAAGUGGCAGAUGAACACACAGAAGGGGAGGACUCUACAUCUGAGAACUCCCAGGGCCCACCCAGCACCAGGGCACAGCCACCCAAAAGCAACAUCUUUGCAAGGCGUGGGCGGUUUGUGAUGGGGGAUAGUGACAAGGACAUGGCUCCCAUGGACUCCUUUUACCAGAUGGAUCACCUGGUGGCACCUUCUGUCAUCAAAUUUAAUGUCAAUUUGGAGAGGGGGAAACUUCACAAGCUCCUGUCUGCAGAUUCCAUCACAGGCUGCUCAGAAAAAGCUUUCAAGUUUUACGAUCGCAGAAGGAUCUUUGAUGCUGUAGCCCGAGGCAACACAAAGGACCUGAGUGACCUGCUACUCUACCUUAAUAGAACCUUCAAGCACCUCACAGAUGAGGAGUUCAAAGAGCCUGAAACUGGGAAAACCUGUUUACUGAAAGCCAUGCUGAACCUGCACGAUGGGAAAAAUGAUACCAUUCCCUUGCUGCUGGAUAUUGCAAGGAAAACUGGAACUCUGAAAGAGUUUGUUAAUGCAGAAUAUACUGACAACUACUACAAGGGCCAGACUGCUCUUCACAUUGCCAUCGAGAGAAGGAACAUGUACCUGGUGAAGCUCUUGGUCCAGAAUGGAGCAGAUGUUCAUGCACGAGCCUGUGGGGAGUUCUUCAGGAAAAUCAAAGGGAAAUCUGGCUUUUAUUUUGGGGAGCUGCCCUUGUCCCUGGCUGCCUGCACCAACCAGCUCUGCAUUGUGAAAUUCCUGCUGGAGAAUCCCUACCAGGCAGCUGACAUUGCUGCUGAGGACUCCAUGGGCAACAUGGUCCUGCACACCCUGGUGGAGAUUGCAGAUAACACUAAGGAUAACACCAAGUUUGUAACCAAGAUGUACAAUAACAUAUUGAUCCUUGGUGCCAAAAUUAAUCCAAUCCUGAAGCUGGAAGAGCUCACCAACAAGAAAGGGCUGACUCCAUUAACCCUGGCAGCCAAAACAGGGAAGAUAGGGAUUUUCGCUUACAUCCUCAGACGAGAGAUCAAAGAUCCCGAGUGCAGACACCUGUCCAGGAAGUUCACUGAAUGGGCAUAUGGACCUGUCCACUCCUCUCUUUAUGACCUGUCCUGUAUAGACACAUGUGAGAAAAAUUCAGUGCUGGAGAUUCUUGCCUACAGCAGUGAGACACCAAACCGGCACGAGAUGCUGCUGGUGGAGCCCCUUAACAGGCUCCUGCAAGACAAGUGGGACCGGUUUGUCAAACACUUGUUUUACUUCAACUUCUUUGUCUAUACCUUGCACAUCAGCAUCCUCACUGCAGCUGCUUACUACAGACCUGUACAGAAGGACCAAAAGCCUCCCUUCACCUUUGGUUACACCACUGGGGAGUAUUUUCGAGUGACUGGAGAGAUCCUGAGCGUUCUGGGAGGCCUCUAUUUUUUUUUCAGAGGGAUACAAUAUUUCGUGCAGAGGCGCCCGUCACUCAAGACGCUGAUCAUUGAUGGCUACAGUGAGGUUCUUUUCUUUGUUCACUCCUUGCUCCUCCUGAGCUCUGUGGUGCUGUACUUCUGUGGCCAGGAACUCUACGUGGCUUCCAUGGUGUUCUCCUUGGCACUGGGCUGGGCCAACAUGCUCUACUACACCCGGGGCUUCCAGCAGAUGGGCAUUUACUCUGUCAUGAUUGCCAAGAUGAUCCUUAGAGAUCUGUGUCGCUUCAUGUUUGUCUAUCUAGUGUUCCUCUUGGGAUUUUCUACAGCUGUGGUGACUUUAAUUGAGGAUGACAAUGAGGGGCAAGAGACAAAUACCUCUGACUAUUCCCGCUGCUGCCAUGUGAGACGAGGCCGCACGUCCUACAACAGCCUGUAUUACACCUGCCUGGAGCUUUUCAAGUUCACUAUUGGGAUGGGGGACCUGGAGUUCACAGAGAACUACAGGUUCAAGUCUGUCUUUGUCAUCCUCUUGGUUCUCUAUGUCAUCCUCACGUACAUCCUCCUGCUCAACAUGCUCAUUGCGCUGAUGGGGGAAACCGUGAACAAAAUUGCACAGGAGAGCAAGAGCAUCUGGAAGCUCCAGAGAGCCAUCACAAUCUUGGAUAUCGAAAACAGCUACUUGAACUGUUUGAAGGGCUCAUUCCGGUCCGGGAAGCAAGUCUUGGUGGGGAUCACACCUGAUGGCCAAGAUGAUUACAGAUGGUGCUUUAGGGUUGAUGAAGUGAACUGGUCCACAUGGAAUACGAAUCUGGGCAUAAUCAACGAAGAUCCCGGGUACUCUGGGGACCUCAGACGGAAUCUCAGUUUCUCUAUUAAACCUGGCAGAGUUUCAGGGAAACACUGGAAAACAUUGGUUCCGCUUUUAAGAGAUGGAAGCAGGAGAGAAGAUACUCACAAGCUACCAGAGGAAGUCAAAUUAAAACCUGUUUUGGAACCUUAUUAUGAGCCAGAAGAUUCUGAGGUGUUGAAGGAGUCACUUCCAAACAACCACAGGGGGAAAGAAAUCUGGUGCUGCAAAUCCAUCUGGCUGGAUUUACAAAGAGAAUCAGGAAAACUAUCUGAGAGAGAAAAUAGGCAGAUGUUCUAAAACUACAGAUGGGAGCUCUGGAAAGAGAGGAGAGUGUAAGGUUUCAUGCUUGUCUGAGCCUCUCCCAGUGACUGUGGCCCACAGCACCAGCAGCAAGGACACGCUCACAGGACAGGGACAAGAAGCACCCACCACCUCACACAUCUGUGGGGUGUGUACAGUGAGGACUGGCAAAGGGCUUUGUAGGUUUGUUCUGUUACUUUUUGCCUUAGGAGUGGCAGGGGACACUUAACAAAAGCACAAAUGCAGGAAAAGACACAGGAAAAGAGUUACAGAUCUGUUCUCCCCAUUGUUUGUUAUUAUCUUGUGCUUAUCUCAUGUAACUUAACCAAGACAAGGGAUAACUAUGACCUGAAGUCAAAUAGUGAUGCCACUUGCAAAAAGCAGAUUUUUACUGCACUUUUUUCAACUUACUCCAUAUUUAAUCUAUCCCUGCAUAGGGAAUUGGCCAGAGGUGUGGGAAUUAGAGAGAUUCAGGUGGAAGUGAUCACACUACCAGGUGGA
Messenger RNA from Corapipo altera (White-ruffed manakin), 4161 nucleotides. It is a transcript of the gene TRPV1, whose product is annotated as transient receptor potential cation channel subfamily V member 1. Lineage: Eukaryota; Metazoa; Chordata; Aves; Passeriformes; Pipridae. The transcript is spliced from 18 exons. Bases 1042 to 3657 code for a protein of 871 amino acids. Gene Ontology annotation, cellular component: membrane. The record is from RefSeq and is a predicted model, not a curated record. Gene Ontology annotation, molecular function: calcium channel activity; protein binding. Gene Ontology annotation, biological process: calcium ion import across plasma membrane.